Molecule: messenger RNA, 1582 nt
Organism: Linum trigynum
Lineage: Eukaryota; Viridiplantae; Streptophyta; Magnoliopsida; Malpighiales; Linaceae
Source: the annotation of a GenBank genome assembly
AUCUCGCACCCGUCUCUCCUUAGGGAAAUCAAAAAACCCUUUCAACUCCCAAUUUCAAUUCGGAAUAAUGGCCAAGAAGCGCCCAGUAGAGGAGAACCCACCGCCGCCGCCGGAGUCAGAGGAAGAAGAAGAAGACGAGGAGGGGAGCGAAGUGGAGAGCGAAUCCACCGAUGACAACCACACGUCCUCUGCUGCUGCUGCCGCUGCCGCUGCCAGUCAUGGGAAGAAGGCGUUGGACUCUUACGACACCGAGUCCGACGCCGAGGCCGAAUCCAGUUCGGGUCGGUCUUCUCCUUCGGCUUCCGCCUUUCAGCUGAAGCCCGUCACCCCCGCAAAGAUCAAGAAGCCCACCCCCGCCGCAUCAACCGAUCCCGAAGCUGCCACCGACAAGAAGAAAUCUGCUGCCAUCAGUGGCGGGAACGAAGAAGAAGAGGAGGAGGAGGAAGUAAGAAAAGGCAGCACUCAGGGGCGUUGGAGCGAGAGCGACGAGAUUGCGCUCCUUAGCGGGAUGAUUCAGUACAAAUCUGAAAGGGGUUCCGAUCCCUCUUCUGAUAUGGCUGCUUUUCUCGAUUACAUCGAGAAAUCGAUUCAGAACAAGGUCUCCAAGACCUCGCUCGCCACCAAAGUCAGGAGAUUGAAGCAGAAGUAUCAGAGCUUGGCUGAAAAGAGUAAGGCCGAUGGUGAGUACCCUGUUUUCUCCAAGUCUCAUGAACAGAAAUCGUUUGAGCUGUCUAAGAAAAUCUGGGGGUCUGAGGGUGAGAAAAGUGAGAAGACUAGUAAGAAGAGCAAGAGUAAGAUCAGCUCCAAAGUUGACAACAUUGGUACUAGUGCUGGGGUUACACUAGCUUUGCCUAAGCAGGAACCGACUAGCAGCCUGGCCCCUAGUGCCAAGAAGCCAAGGAGGGUCUCAAAUGAAGAAUUGAAUGGAGAUCAUAAGAAGAAGGGGGGCAGUGGCAACACCAGCAGCCUGGUGAAUGGAGAAGCGAAACGGGUUGCUCCCACGGUUGAAGAAAAGAAAGAUGUCGAGGAUGGAAAAGAAGAGGAGAAGAAGCUGUGUGACAAGUAUCCUUAUUUAUUUGCAUCCAUGGAAGAGCCAACAGUUAAUGAGCAAGUGAGAAAGGUUUUCAUGAAUGAGGUUGGAAAGACUGAUGAGGCAAUAUUGAAGGAUUGGGAGUCGAGGUGGAAAACGCUGAAAAGGGCUGAGUUGCAGCUGUUUGUGCAACGGAUGUCGUUGAUUAACGAACAAGUGAAAGGGGCGAUGGAUGUGUGCAGGUCUGAAUGAGAGAGUUUGUGUUUAUGAAUGUCUCUCUUGUGUGGUGAAAGCAUGUAAGGGAAUGGAUUUUCGUUUAUGGAGGUAAAGGGGUUUGGGUUUUCUUUUGUGAGGAAGUUGAAUUCUGUCUAGUUUUAGUAUGUUGAGGAGUAGCAGUUCCUUUUUGCAGUUCUUUUGUUAUGCUAUGGGUAUUAUGAUGGGUUGUCGGAAUUGGAUGAACUUGGUUAAUGAUAUUCGUAGUACAAAAUUUUGUCAAUUGUUGUUAGUAUGAUAUGGUUGCUGUGUUCCUUGGAAUUAAAUUUGGGUUUAGUU